Tripterygium wilfordii is the source of this 1195-nucleotide messenger RNA. Its product is annotated as bifunctional monothiol glutaredoxin-S16, chloroplastic. NCBI's taxonomy places the organism in Eukaryota, Viridiplantae, Streptophyta, Magnoliopsida, Celastrales, Celastraceae. The transcript is spliced from 2 exons. The record is from RefSeq and is a predicted model, not a curated record. Bases 71 to 967 code for a protein of 298 amino acids.
CGACUGUAUCUGUAAGACUGUAACUAGUUUGCUUCUCUUCUCCGACGAGACGUCUAUCAAUUUCUCCCCGAUGGCAACAAUCAACCACUCUCCAUUACAGGCCUACCCUACUAUUCGCGUAGUCUCCUUUUCUUCUCUCCAAAGUUCCCCAAACCUUGCAUUCGGUUCACACUUCAAAUCCUCUUUUACUUUCCCUUCUAUAUCCCUGAAACCCUUCGACGCAAUCAAGUUCAGACCUCGCUCUUUAGUCGUCGCUGCAGUUCUCAAGAAUCUCUCGGAGACUGAGCUAGUUCCUGUGCCGUUGACGUCAGACGAAUUUUCAGCGAAAUUUCCAACGGAUUCGGGCGUAUACGCAGUGUAUGACAAAAAUAACGACCUUCAGUUUAUCGGUAUAUCGCGAAACAUUGCCGGGAGCGUCUUAAAUCAUAUGAAAUCUGUGCCGGAGCUAUGCAGUUCCAUCAAGGCUGGGGUAGUAGAUGAACCUGAUCGGACUGCUUUAACCCAAGCUUGGAAAUCGUGGAUGGAAGAACACAUAAAAGCUACUGGAAAGGUCCCACCAGGCAACAAAUCAGGGAACUCUACAUGGGUUCGGCAGCCACCAAAGAAGAAAUCCGAUCUUCGUCUUACACCUGGUCGUCAUGUACAAUUGACAGUCCCAGUAGAAGAACUCCUUGAUCGAUUGGUAAAGGAGAACAAGGUGGUGGCUUUUAUCAAGGGUUCACGAAGUGCCCCAAUGUGUGGGUUCUCGCAAAGGGUGGUUGCCAUCCUUGAAAGCGAAGGAGUGGAUUAUGAGAGUGUUGAUGUGCUCGAUGAAGAGUAUAAUUAUGGAUUGAGGGAGACACUAAAGACAUUCAGCAAUUGGCCAACAUUCCCACAAAUUUUUGUAGAUGGUGAAUUGGUUGGAGGGUGCGAUAUUCUGACCGCCAUGCAUGAGAAGGGGGAGCUUGCCGAUCUCUUCAAAAAGUAAAGGCUUUAAUCUUUCAGCAAUUGGUCUUUUUAGUAGAACUCGAAUGAUUAUAUGACUAGGAAACAAAUUCGCUGUAUUGUUGGUCAGUCUGUAUUUCUGUGGAUGCUUUACAAUUACAGGCGACAAAAAUGGCUCGAUUGUUCUCAUGUUAGUUGUUGAAUAUCCAUCUGCAUUGUAAUCGGCGCAUUCCAUGUCCGAUUCUUCAACUAUUGGAAUUGGAGUAAUCAA